Molecule: messenger RNA, 2744 nt
Organism: Drosophila erecta
Lineage: Eukaryota; Metazoa; Arthropoda; Insecta; Diptera; Drosophilidae
Product: hornerin
Source: RefSeq, a predicted model, not a curated record
AUAUAAAUACAUAUACCAAAUGGAGAAAAUCUGCGUUGAGUUUUUGUUAAAAUUGAAUUUAAAUGCAGGCCAGUAUAAAAUGUCAUUUACAGAUGAUGAUCUUCCUAGUGCACGAGUGAUAACUGAUCAUGGAGCAUUAUGAGGAUCUCCAUCUGAGUCUGAUCCGAAUGAUCCCUGAUUCCUUCUACUAAAUGACCUGUAAAGUGAGUUCGGUUCUUAUUUGGGCUGUGAACUUGCCAGGAAAACUGCAUUUCCCAUUUUCCAGACUGUUCUUUAGCCAUUUUGAUGUUUUCAUUAUCUGGCGAAACUCGACAUUAACUUAAUUUCGUUUAUUUGGAUCAUUUGGAUAGGUUUUUUUUUCGCUUGGGGUAUUUCAUCACAUGACGAAACUCUUGAAAAAAUUCCCCACUGCCAAAGCUUUUUCCAUCGUUUUUCCGGCUUUGCUUUGUUUUGGUAAUCGAAGAACGACGCAAAACUACGUUCUUGAUAGUAAAUUGUGAAAAUCAACUUGCAAUUUGGCGUUGCUGAGAGGGCGCCAUGCUACAGAUGAGCCUACCUAACGUGGACCUAGAUCCACUUCACUUGUAGUUUCAUUGCAUGAACCUUACCAAUAUGUUGCCAUUGAUAACAUUUCGCAGGUAUUCAAUUAUUUUUGUGGUAUAUUUCAUUGACCUAAUAUAAAUCUGGAGUCCACACACUUAGAAAAUCCCAAAGGGGUUAUCAUUUGUAUUCAAUAACAUUUAUGCAUGUUAAGGUACAAUAAGCCUUCCCUCCGAUCAUUAGGUUUUGCCAAGCGAGGUUCCACUGUCUCCCUAUGACUCUCCCUUUGUUCUGCGACGCAUUUCGGAGCUCCACCAGUGGGGCGUUCUCACCGCCUCCUUGCCGCUCUGCCGCUCCGCUGCCGCCCACGAACGCCGACGCCCCUGAGCGUAUAAAAAGUGCCGGCCGGCGAGCGAAUGGCAUCAGUUUUCAAGCUUUCAGCUUUGUGGUAUAGCGUAUCCCAGCGAACUCUAACCCGUAGAACCAAGCAAACGCAGCUGAUAUUACACCAGUGUAGGCAAACCGUGCAGAAGCGAUCAACAUGAGCGAGUUGCCCAGAAUGCAGCAGCAGCAACAGCAGCAGCAGCAGGAUCAGGAUCGGGAGAAAGCUUCCCAGGAGCUGAUCGAUUGCGAUAUCGACUUCGAGGAGGUUACGGCCUCCAAGGUGGGGGCAGUCAGGAUGCCACCCACUUCCAAGCGAUACACCAAAGCCCUGCAGAAGGUAAGCAAGGUGCAGCGCAUGCUGGACCAGGCCCUGAUCCUGCUGGCCGAGGAGGAGGCCAGGUGCCGCGAGCAGGAGCAAGAACCGGGCUCCAAAAAGACCAAGAAGCAGCAGAAGAAGAUGGCCAAGAAGGACAAGAAGAAGGCCAAGAAGUUGGCCAAGCAGCAGGACAAGAAACCGGCGGAGGAGCCGGCGGCGGCUGGGGAGGAGCCCUCCAAAAGCUCCAACUCCAGCUCCUCCAGCUCCAACUCGUCCAGUUCCAGCUCCUCCAGUUCGAGCUCCGGCUCCGAGGACGAAGGGGCUUCCUGCCACGGCUACGGCUGGUUCAGCAAUCCCUGUCGCCCAGGACCAUAUGGCCAUCACGGUUUCGGUCGCCUUCAUGGGCACGGUUUUGGCCACAAGCAUGGUCGCAAGCAUGGCCACAAGCAUGGCCACAAGCAUGGUCACGGGCCGCAUCAUCAUGGCCGACAUGGACAUGGACGCCCUCACCACCACCAUCCGCAUGGACCCCACUUCGGACCACAUUUCGGACCCCACUUUGGACCCCACUUUGGACCCCACUUUGGACCUCCUACCUUUGACUUCGAUCGGAGGUCCUUUCGCGGACCUUGCCAGGAUCAGUGCCAGUUUUUUCGAUGGAUGGGCCUGCCGUGGGCCCUGGACAAAGCCGCGGCCUGUCGCAGGAGCCACUCGCUGCCUAGACUAUCUCGGCACGACUGUCGUGGAGAUCUCGGACUCGGAUUCGGACCAGAAUACGGAUACGGACAUGGCCAACCGUGUCGACCACAUGGCCGUCGACUAGAGAGAUCUCUUUCCAGAUCCAGUUCCAGUUCCAGCUCUAGCUCCAGUUCAUCCUCGGAUGAUGAGAAGAAGAGGCAGAAGUGCAAGGGCAAGGGAAAGGGAAAGGGCAAGGAGAAGAGAAGAAGGCAGCGCUCCUCCUCCAGCUCCUCAUCGAGCUCCAGCUCCAGUUCGGAUGGCGAAGUGCAGAAAAGGCACCACUUCGGGCCUCCACAUCGCCAUCACUUUGGACCACCACAUGGCCACCACUUUGGACCUCCUCAUGGCCACCACUUUGGCCCUCCUCAUGGCCACCACUUUGGCCCUCACCAUGAUGGCCACCACUUUGGCCCUCACCAUGAUGGUCACCGUGGCCACCACUUUGGUCCCCAUCAUGGCGGAGAUCACCAUCACCAUCACUUCGGCCCUCAUCGCGGUCCUUUCCCCGGACAACAAGUCCCCCAAUUUGGGGCCUCUGACUAUAAAACUAGCUGAAGAAAAUCCACUGAAGGCCCGGAGUUUCCUGUCGCCCAUCAUGGACCACCAGCAUCCGAGUUCCCAGGUCCUCGCAGUCGUUCUCACCGUCGUGGUGAGCACAGCCAGCACUAGGAAUCCUUCAAUACAACCUAUACCCACCCAUAUUACUAUACGUGUAAAACCCAGAAACUUCUAUAUUAUUCUAUAUUCAUAUUCAUUAAAACUGCAU